Molecule: messenger RNA, 627 nt
Organism: Bactrocera latifrons
Lineage: Eukaryota; Metazoa; Arthropoda; Insecta; Diptera; Tephritidae
Product: probable peptide chain release factor C12orf65 homolog, mitochondrial
Exons: 1
Coding region: 17-493 (158 amino acids)
Biological process (GO): translational termination
Cellular component (GO): mitochondrion
Molecular function (GO): translation release factor activity
Source: RefSeq, a predicted model, not a curated record
UUGCUUAACAGCAGCAAUGUUGCAACGACUGUUAGGAAGAGCUGUCGCUUGUCACAAUACAUUACCUACCAGCUUAGCAGAGUCUACAACUUGCCACCGCUUUAAAACCACCAACAGUAAAAUAGAUUACUCAAAGUACCCAAAAUUAAAUGAGGACGAUUUGGAGGAGGAUUUCAUGCGCGGUAGUGGGCCUGGUGGGCAAUCAGUUAAUAAAACGUCUAACUGUGUAUUCUUGCGUCACAUCCCAACAAAUAUAACAAUUAAAUGUCAUACGCAUCGACUGGCUUCUAAAAACCGUAUAGAAGCAAGAAAACUUUUAUUGGAAAAAUUGGAUGCCCAUUUUAAUGCGGAGAAUUCUGUAGCAGCACAAUUAAAAAUUCUUGAAUCAAAAAAGUCGACUGAACGCAAGCGUAGACAGCAAAAAUUAAAUGAAAUGAAAAAGAACUGGAAAGAACGGGAGCAAACAAUUGGUGACAACGAGGAAAAGGCGUGAAAGCGUUCUUCAUAUACAAAAAAUAUUUGUUAAUUUUUUAACUUAUGAUUUAUACAGAUAGGUAAUCUAAGCGUUUAUAUGAAUAAAUCUAAAUCUACCAUGUAGAAAAAUCCCCGAAGGUUCCUUUGCCUAUA